UCAACGUUGGAGAGAUCAUCCUUUCGUCGUGGCAUGAACAGUCAACAUGCUGAAGGUUAUAACAAAUAAGGGAGAUCAAACUAAAAGGAAAAGAUAUAGUAAAAACAAAAAGAAGGCAUGGCGAAAGAAAACCCAGAUUAGCGAUGUCGAGGAGCAUUUGGAAGACAAAAGGAGAGAGGAGCGAUAUGGGGGUCCUUUGGAGGAAAGGGAAGAUCAAGAACUGAUGUUUAUAGAUGUUGGUGAUGAGUCUGAAAAGAAACCUGUUGUACCAGUGACAUUUGCAGUGGAUACUAAACCCGGUAAUAUUGACGGUUUUAAACCAAGAAAACGAAAGCUGCCAGAAAAACCACUUCACUGUCACAAGUAUCUAGUGGGCUUCCAAGGCGCCAAAACUCCACACAAGGAAAAGACAAGAAAAGAUAAACAAAAUGCUGCGCUCAAACAACAGCAGAGUAAGUCUGAGGUCCGGGCUAAGAGAAAAAAUUUAGCCGCCAGAGAAGCAAUGAGAGUGAAACACUUAGAACUUCCUAAGAAACGUAGACGAAUGAAAAUAGGCAAAGGGAUGUUACUAGACUGGAAUUCUGAUAACUGGACCGCAGAUAACAAUGAAUUGGUAAAGCGAUGCAAGAUGAAUGGUGUUGAAGAAGAUUUUGUCGAACAGAUAGUUGAUUUCCACUCAAAGAUCUCUGGAGAACGCAUGUUUAAAGUACCAGGAGUGAGGUACCAGAAAACUUCAGCCCUUCCAGCAGUGAAAGUAGCAGAAGCAGGCCAGUCCUAUAAUCCAACAUUUGAGGACCAUCAAGUUGUUUUAGAAAAAGCUAUAAGGCAACAAGGUAAACAACGUCGUAUAGAUGAGAGGUAUGACAGUGCCACUAUAAAGAUGUUCCCCACUAUAGAUAAAGCCCCAACAGAAGAGACUUGGCUCGCUGAAAUGUCUGAAGGUUUACCGACAGCAAAUGAUAAUGAGGAGGAGGAAAGUGAUGAGGAAGAAGUUGAACAAGAAAGUGAAACAACUGUAACAGGGAAGAGAACGACAGAAAGGAAGACUCAAAAACAGAGGAAAAAAGAAUUUAAACAAAAGUUUAAAGAAAGGAAGAAGGUACUGGCAAAGGAAAGGCGCAUAAGAGAAAGUAAUGUGUACAGGAUCAAAACUAUUAACAAAGAGAUAAUAGAAAAUGAAAAAAUACUAAAGUGUCGUCAGGCAGCAAGAAAAGCUUACCAUGAGCAAAAGAAGAGUAAACCCCUUCGACUAGGAAAAGAGAAGUUCCAGGCUGAAGACAUUGCUGUCAGUUUAGGUACAGAGUUGAAAGGCUCAUUGAGAUCAGUAAAACCUGUUUGUAAUUUGCUUGAGGAAAGAUUCAAGAACUUACAAAGAAGAAACCUGAUUGAACCUCGUGUAAGAGUCAAGCACCUCAAACCAAAACUCAAGAAGACAGUAAUGAAGAAGGACCACAAAGCACUUCUUAAGCAAAUAGAAAAAUUGGCUGAAGAGAAAAUGAAGUAGCAAGAACUGUUAGCUUAACUUUCAAAUAAAGCAAAACUUUUAGUGUA
This is a messenger RNA of Macrobrachium nipponense, 1551 nucleotides long. RefSeq names its product ribosome biogenesis protein NOP53-like. Gene Ontology annotation, molecular function: 5S rRNA binding. NCBI's taxonomy places the organism in Eukaryota, Metazoa, Arthropoda, Malacostraca, Decapoda, Palaemonidae. Gene Ontology annotation, biological process: rRNA processing; ribosomal large subunit assembly. The transcript is spliced from 10 exons. Gene Ontology annotation, cellular component: nucleolus. The record is from RefSeq and is a predicted model, not a curated record. The coding region runs from base 47 to 1504 and encodes 485 amino acids.